GUCAAGAGGUCAGUAGAUUUCGAAUAGAUUGACUAAUGUCGCUUCUCAGGGAAAUAAAAAUUGAAAAUGAAAAGGUCAUCGAUUUAUUUGUCUCAAGAAUAAAUCUAAAAGGCUCAAUAUCAUUUUGUAAUGAGACUAUAGCAGGGAUUUUUAUUUUAAGUUAAAUCAGCCAAAAAUCACAAAAAAGAGAAAAAUGUUUCGACAGAAAGGUUGAUGGUUCUGAUGGGGCAGUCCACUACUGCUAGAUACUCUUUCAUUUAUUUUCCCCUUACCCCUUUUGGAGGGUAGUGUUUGGUAAUUUGCUGGUUCUGAUUUUGGUUUUUCAAUUUAGUGGACUGUAUUUUAUGAAUAUGAAAAUAGAAUAGAUUGGUUUUUUAAUAGUUUAAUGUAAUAAUUGGCGAUGUGUAUCUCGUGAAAAAUUGAAAUUGAAUGAAUAAAAUGAGUGGUCCAUAUGUAUCAUUUUGAUAAGGUGUACGCAGACACCGGAGUAUGAUACGUUGCCAGAUCAACAGAAAAGAAUUCAAAAUUAUAGUAAAAUCCUAACAGGUAGGGCACAACUUGGGAAUUUAAAACAAGAACGCCUGUUCUUAUUGCAGAUUCGUAUUCCACGGCAAUAAUACAAUACGUAAAAUACGGACGUUUUCUGCUUUUUGUUUUCAGUACAUGUACUGUCAUUGAUCAUUUGGAAAUGGCGAAAUUAUUUGUUUGGUUUAAAACAAUUCCCUUUAAUUAAUAUCGAUGUAUCAAUAAUUAUUGAAAGACGAUUAUAUGAAAUCUAGAAGAAAUCUCCGUCAAGACGGUUUUCUUUAUGCCCAGAACUUUUUCCAUUAUUUCAAGAAAUUGUUGUACAAUUUACGACUAAAGUUUCAUUCGAAUGAUUAAUGGAACUGAUACAUGAAGAAAUGGUCAUUUCGACGGAAAAUUCAAACUCUUUCUUCUUCAGCCAUCUGUGACGAGUCGUGAAAAACUGUUCGUACAAAAAUUUUCUAGUUUUAGCUGUAGAAUAUGAAUCUGCAAUAAAACACAGGAAUUCCGAUUUGAAGUUGACACCCGUGUCCCCAAAGGGGAAAUUAAAUGAAAGAGGUUCUGGCAUAAAUAUUAAAUUUAAAAAAAACACCUGGUAUAUAUUCCAUAAAACACUUUUGAUUUCAUAUAUUGCGCUCAAGAAAUAUACAAUUUCUGAUGAACCUUUGUCUGUUAUUUUUUUGCGAAUAUGCAAAUAACUCGAGAUUAACUCAAGAUAGCUUGGGAAAAGUACAACAAAUGAUCGUAUGAAUUUGGAAAUACCUAUGAAUAUGCAAUGAGAUGGAAGAUUCAAUUUGAAAGAGAAAACAGUAUUUUCAGUGGAAUUAGAGUCCUGUAUUUAAAAAAAAAAAUUUGCGGGACCCCUAUCUAAUUACGGCAUUGAUCUUGACCUAACUCAAAAAUUAUAAGUUUCUUUGUUUUUCUCGAGCGAAAGUUAUAAAUCUUAAUGAUUGACAGACAAAUUUUAAUUUAAUGACUUAUUCGUCAUCAGAAAAUCUAACCUUAUCGUUUCAAAUCAUUAUUGGUUAAAAUUGUCACCUAUUGUUAAAAUUUAAGUUUGUUAAUUGCUUCAUUUCUACAGAGGGUAUAAAUAUAUUUACGAGCUUAUAUUUCAGGCAGUUCAUUCUGAAGAGUUGUUCAGCUAGUAAGUACAUUUGUGAAUAUUUGAUUUUUUUCAUUUCUUGUAGCAAUGCCGAACCUUAGGAAAUUUUCGGUAAGUUGAUUCUUGAUUGGUCUUUUAUCAAUUAUAUCCUUUUUGCUCAUAUAAAAUAGUGCUAGUCAUUCAGUAUUUUGUGGUAUUCAAAAAUAUUUUAUAAAAAUAUUGCUGCAGGAAAGUAAUAGAGGAGAUUCAUUUCGAAUUCAUCGUGCAUUUAAUGAUGACAAACGAGACGAGAGACGACUUUCAUGGAGAAUCCCCCGAGCAAGUCAUGGAACAGUGAAUGAAUCGAUGAUUGAGAGACGCAAUUCAUGGAGAUACCCAAGAGAAGAAAUGAACCCAACGGUCAGCAUCAAGCGAAGAAUUUCAUAUAAAAUUCCAAUUGAAAUCAAGAAAAAUUCAGAUUUGAGAAAAUAUUGGUUACAGAGAUUUUCUCUCUUCAGUCGAUUUGACGAUGGAAUCAAGCUUGACGAGGAGAGUUGGUAUUCCGUCACUCCGGAGUUCAUCGCCAGAAAAACUGCGGAGAGAUUGAAAACUAAUGUGAUAAUUGAUGGCUUUUGUGGAGCUGGAGGAAAUGCCAUACAGUUCGCCUUCACUUGUAACAAAGUGAUAGCAAUCGACAUCGACCCGAAAAAAAUUGAACUGGCGAGAAAUAAUGCAGCAGUUUAUGGUGUAUUGCAUAAAAUCGAAUUUAUGGUUGGUGAUUUUAUUCAAUUAGCUUCAGAAAUCGAAGGAGAUGCUGUCUUUUUGAGUCCACCAUGGGGUGGUCCAUCUUAUAUAAAUGAGAAAUCAUACGACCUGGAAAAUAUGCUACAACCAGUUCCAUUUUCAGAAUUGGUAGAAGUCAGCAAAAAAAUUUCUCCGAAUAUUGCCGUUUUUCUUCCUAGGAAUAGUAAUACCUUUGAUAUGGAAAAAUAUGCAGGAAAAAAUGGAUUAGUGAAAAUUGAAAAAAAUUUCAUGGAUAAAAGAUUAGUAGGUGUUACAGUAUAUUUUAAUGACAUUGUAAAAAAAAUGGAGACCACGGGAACAUAAGCGGAGUGUAGGAAGACCACCAAAACGCUGGUUGGAUGAUAUUAAAACAAAGGUCGGACGAUGUUGGCACCGUUUGGCUCAAGAUAGGGAAAAUUGGAAAAUUCAGGGGGCGGCCUAUGUCCAGGAGUGGAUGCAGACAGGCUGUUGAAGAAGAAGAAGAAGAUUGUAAAAUAUGAUAAGUGUAGAAAUAAAUGAUACAAAAAAAUUUGAUAAUUUUAUUGAAAAAUCCUUUCAUUUUCAGAACUAUAGGUAUUUUGCCUGCGACAUCUUCAAGAUAGAACACACAAUUCCGAAUGUUCGAAAUCUUCGUAGAUUCCGGAUAAUAAAAUCUACAGCACAUUCUAUAUCUCCCAUAGCCUCAGAUUCUUUACUAAAUUUUCAACUUCAAAUCAAUUAUGAAAAUUAAUUCGAGGUUAAACAAUUUCAAAAUGAGAAUAAAUAACUUCAAUAUGUUUAGCACAAGCAAAUGCGGAAUAAACAUCUUCAACAUGAGAAUGAAGAUUAUUUUUUCUAUCAAUGAUAAAAAAAAGAAUAAUAACACUUUUUGUAGUUUUUUUGGUCAAAGAGAAAAAAAAAAGAUCUUUGGAAGGAAUUGAUCAAGGAAGUGAUAUCGGUACCUUACUGUUCAUAAUAUAUCUAAAUGAUCUGGGAAGGUUCAUAGAGAAGAAUCAAAGGUUUCGUUAUUUGAUACAAACAGAUCUAAAAAAGAAAAAUCAAAUAUAAUGAAGUUGUCACAAUCUCUUUAUGAAUUGUCAAAAGCAGU
Molecule: messenger RNA, 3476 nt
Organism: Harmonia axyridis
Lineage: Eukaryota; Metazoa; Arthropoda; Insecta; Coleoptera; Coccinellidae
Product: trimethylguanosine synthase-like
Exons: 4
Coding region: 1973-2713 (246 amino acids)
Biological process (GO): 7-methylguanosine cap hypermethylation; 7-methylguanosine RNA capping
Cellular component (GO): nucleus
Molecular function (GO): RNA cap trimethylguanosine synthase activity
Source: RefSeq, a predicted model, not a curated record